CACUGAACAGACAAAACAUAAAAUUUAUUAACACACAAAAAACACACAAGAAAUAAAAACAGAUUAGAAUUAAAAAGGAUACCAAUUAGAUGGCCAUACGAUGAGUCGCGAUGAUCACAUGAAAUGGUUUCACGCUAAUCUAUCACGGGAGGCGGCUGACGAUCUGUUGAGACAAGGUUACGAAGAUGGUACGUUUCUGGUGCGGGAGAGCAGCACAGCAGCUGGCGAUUUUGUGUUGAGCAUUUUGUGCCAGGAGGAGGUGUGCCAUUAUCAGGUGCGUCGCCACGGGGAGGAUGCCUUCUUCUCCAUCGAUGAUGAGAUGCAGACAAAGAUACUCCACGGGCUGGACACUCUGGUGGACUACUAUCAGCAGGGUGCGAACGGGCUGCCCACCAAGCUGACGGUGCCGCUAAUACGUGACCCACCGCCCCACAACACACGCAGUCAUGGCGUGACCAACCUGCUGCACCGCGCCACCAGCAAGAACGAGAGCAAAGUGGUCUUUGAGCUGCUCAAGUGUGGCUACCGCAACUUCGAUGCCAAGAAUCAGCAUGGACAGACGGCCCUCCACCUCGCUGCGCUGCACUGUGACGAGGAGAUCUUGAAGCUGUUGCUGGAUGCGAAAGUUCAGGUCAAUAGCUCGGACUCCUUUGGAUGCCAGCCAUUGCAUUAUGCGGCACGGAGUAAGCCUGCCAGCUUCAUACGCACUCUGAUCGCUGCCCAGGCCAAUGUGCAGGGCAGAAACAUAGAAAACGGAUUCGUGCCGCUGCAUGAGGCAGCCAAGCAUGGCAAUCUGGAGGCUGUGCAGGAGCUGUUGCUGGCCGAAGCCCCACUGCUGCCGCGCACCAGCUCUGGCGAGUUUCCCUUCGAUCUGGCCAAGGAAGCGGGACAAACGAGCGUCGAGCAGUUUCUGCUCAACUACAAGCUGCCGCCGGCAAGCACCACCAGAGAGCAGUGGUACCAUGGCACACAGACGCGAGACGAGGCCGUGGCCAUGCUCACGCAAUAUGCCAAAGAGCUGUUGGCCAAGCAGCCGGGCGUGGACACUUCUGGCUGCUUUCUUGUGCGCUAUUCCGAAUCCCCGGCUGCGUCUGGCCUGGUACUGACCCUCCUCAGCGAUCAGGUGGUGAAGAACUUUCGCAUAUCCCAAGCGCCGCUCUACUCGAACGGUGUCAAAGUGCACCCGGAUGGCUCGAAAUUCAUGUUCAUUGAUGACGGUCCCUACUGGCCCAGCCUGGAGCAUCUGAUAGCCAACUUUAUGCGCUUCUCGUAUGGCCUGCCGGUGAGCCUGAAGUAUGCAGUGCCGCCAAAGCCCAAGCCGGAGGUGCCCUCGUUUGCGACCAUACCACGAUCGACGGUGAAGCACAGGACAACGCCAUCGGUGACGCCGCCCACUCCAGUGCCGCAUCCGCACCACGCCCACCCGCAUGUACCCGCCCUGACCAUCGCGAAGAAGAAGCAAAAGGAGAACAGCAGCUCCAUGUUCAACACGCUGCGCCUCACGAGCCCCAAGAAGGCGCUCUUCGACAUGAACAGCCUGCGCAAGAGCAAAUCCAAGAGCAAGCGAUCCGAAUCCGAGAGCAGCGUAAGCGGAUCGCUGGCCAAGUCCGAGCGGGAGCAGGAGCUCCAGGCAGCCGCCCCAAUGCUCAAGAGUUUAUCAUUCUCCACGGAGUUUUCCAAUUUCCACGUGGAUGCAGCCAGUCCAGGUGCUGCAGCUGCAGCAGCAGAAGGCGAGCUGUACAAUGUGCCACGGAACAAUACGCCCAUUGAGAUUGAUCUGCCGCCAAUUGCCCAAAAGACUGAAGCAGAAGUUGAGUAUUUCACGAAGAGCGAUGUGGCCAUUGAACGGGAGCGUGCUGGCCAGUGGAACGCCACUGGCUAUCAGCAGACUGUGGAUGUGCUCUGGCUGUUGGAUCAGCCGGUCAAGCUGCCACCGGCCGCGACUCGCCUCAAUUCGCUCAUCUCCACCGCCUCCACGGAGAGCGAAAUGGCUGGCUAUCUGCACAGAAAGUGCAGCGAGACCCCCACCACGCCCACUUCAGCCGCCUUGGAGGCGGCCAAGCUGAGGUUUUUCAUCGACCAAGAGAAUCUGUUGCUGGAUAAUGAAAUCGGACAUGGGGAAUUCGGGUCUGUGCACCGCGGCUGGCUGGUGAAGAAGAGCAGAGAGGACAGCGACGAGUCGACCCGCCAGGAGGUGGCCAUCAAAAUGCUGUGCGAUGAGCACAGCAACAAGCAGGAGUUCCUGCGCGAAGCCUCGGUGAUGAUGCGCCUGGAGCACAAGUGCAUUGUGCGUCUCAUUGGCAUUUCGAAGGGGGAUAUGCUGAUGAUGGUCCAGGAGCUGGCUCCCCUGGGCUCUAUGCUUCAGUACAUACUCGAUCACAGUGCAGAGAUCACGGCCAACACAGAGCUGAAGCUGUGGGCAUCCCAGAUCGCUUGUGGCAUGCAUUAUCUGGAAUCUCAGCAUUUUGUGCACCGUGAUCUGGCGGCCAGGAACAUAUUGUUGACCGCCCGCCAUCAGGCGAAGAUCAGCGACUUCGGCAUGUCGCGUUCCCUGCGGCCGGGCAGCACGGAGUAUCAGUUUACGCAGGGUGGCCGCUGGCCCAUCCGUUGGUACGCGCCGGAGAGCUUCAAUCUGGGCGUCUUCUCGCAUGCCAGUGACGUGUGGUCGUUUGGGGUGACAAUUUGGGAGAUGUUUGCCCUCGGUGCGCCGCCCUAUGGCGAGAUUUCCAAUGUGGAUGCCAUCAAGCUGGUGGACAGUGGCGAGCGUUUGCCACAGCCAGAUCUGUGCCCUGCCUACAUCUAUGCCGCAAUGCUGAGCUGCUGGAAGGAGCAUCCCAAAGACCGGCCUACGUUUGCCUAUCUAAUGGAGUUCUUCACCCGCGAUCCCGACUACCAAAACCUGCCCGAUAUGGUGCAAACUGUUCAUAUAUAGGAUCCCGCGUGGCGCUUCACCUUCGUCCCAUUCUUUUUCAAGUGCAAUUUUCUCUGUUUAAAGUUAACUUUUAUGUUUUUUUCUCGUUUUGUCCCUUAGAUCGUAGCUCGUAGAUCGCACUUGUUAUCCCUCUGAAA
This is a messenger RNA of Drosophila subobscura, 3069 nucleotides long. RefSeq names its product tyrosine-protein kinase Shark (gene Shark). Gene Ontology annotation, biological process: cell surface receptor protein tyrosine kinase signaling pathway; protein phosphorylation; innate immune response. Gene Ontology annotation, cellular component: extrinsic component of cytoplasmic side of plasma membrane. The transcript is spliced from 5 exons. The record is from RefSeq and is a predicted model, not a curated record. The coding region runs from base 101 to 2932 and encodes 943 amino acids. Gene Ontology annotation, molecular function: non-membrane spanning protein tyrosine kinase activity; ATP binding; signaling receptor binding. Lineage: Eukaryota; Metazoa; Arthropoda; Insecta; Diptera; Drosophilidae.